AUGAGUUCCGAACCUGUAGCAACACCUCCCGCAGCCACUCAGCCGCUUUCUGGCGCCGAGGAGAAGAAAAUCGAAGCUGGAGAAGCUCAAUCGACUGUUACGCAAGCCCCAGCCGCUGUUGAGCCCGUAGCUCCCGCUCCACCGCGUGGUGUUGACCAGAAGAACGCUGAGCCAGUCCCCGCUGAAGAGAAAAAAUUCGAAGCUAGCCCGGAAGAGAAAGCUGCAACUGUCCAAGAGAAGAAGUCUGUAACUACUCCACUUGAGCAGCUCCUGGCCGAUCUCCCUGCCAUUACCAGAGAAGCCGGGCAUGGCGAAAUUUGGGGCGUGACACUCACCGAUGCAACUCAUGUCCCAACCACCAUUGUCCUUGAGAAGUUCCUGAGGGCCAAUGCUAAAGACAUGGUCAAGGCCAAGGCGCAGCUCAUUGAAGCUCUAAAAUGGAGGAAGAAGAUGGAUCCCCUGAAGCUUUUGACUGAUGUUGAAUUCGACAAGUCCAAGUUUGGUGAUUUGGGCUAUGUCACAGUCUAUCCGAAGACGGAUGCCCAUGCAAAGGAGGUUGUUACAUGGAACAUCUAUGGUGCGGUGAAGGAUAACAAAGCUACUUUUGGCGAUGUCGAUGAGUUCAUCAAAUGGCGUGCAGCGCUCAUGGAGCUCUCAGUCCGAGAACUUGACCUUGCAUCUGCCACCGAACCAAUACCCGCUGACGGAACUGAUCCCUAUCGUAUGGUGCAAGUCCACGACUACUUGAACACCUCUUUCCUUCGUAUGGACCCAGCUAUCAAGGCCGCAUCCAAGGAGACGAUCCAGACGUUUAGCAUGGCGUAUCCAGAGCUUUUGAAGGAGAAGUUCUUCGUCAACGUGCCGCUUCUUAUGGGCUGGGUAUUUGCCGCUAUGAAACUAUUCUUGAGCCCUGAGACUGUGAAGAAGUUCCAUCCGUUGGCGUAUGGGUCGAGUCUUGCAGGCGAGUUGAAGGGCUGGGGCAGUGAGUUACCAGAGGCUUAUGGUGGGAAAGGGAAGGCUGUGAAGGAGGGUCUUACUGUUAAGUAUGCUGUCGACAAGCCGGCUGCCGAGAAGGUUACCCCCGUUGCUGAAGUCACGAAGGAGGAGACCAAGGAGUGA
Molecule: messenger RNA, 1119 nt
Organism: Cadophora gregata
Lineage: Eukaryota; Fungi; Ascomycota; Leotiomycetes; Helotiales; Ploettnerulaceae
Gene: SFH5
Product: Non-classical phosphatidylinositol transfer protein (PITP)
Exons: 2
Coding region: 1-1119 (372 amino acids)
Biological process (GO): Golgi to plasma membrane protein transport; regulation of exocytosis
Cellular component (GO): cytosol; cortical endoplasmic reticulum; plasma membrane
Molecular function (GO): phosphatidylinositol transfer activity
Source: RefSeq, a predicted model, not a curated record